CGCAACAUAUACCGGCGUCGCGACGCCGAUUCGACACACCGAAUAAUGUGAUAGUUAAAAGUGAGCUUUUCAACACAAAACGUGAAAACCCAAUAUCGAUAUUAAAGAAAAUUAUUUUUGGAUUAGCUAGAAUCGAAGAAUAGAGGAUAGAAAGUUUAUUUUUAGUCAUAAUUAAUUAAUCAUAGGCUAUUGAAUCGAAUUAUUAGAGCAAUAAAUAGGUUUUUUGGAAUUGGAAGGCUGAAAAAGAGACUGUCGAAAUGUUUUAUUAUUGAAAUUGUAACCGAUGACCGAGUUAGCGAUGCCUCCAGUAGUUUCGAUUUCUUCGGACGAAGUCGACGAUGAUGUGGCCUUCAAGGUCCUCAACCAGGACAACCUCCCAAUAACCAUCAUCGGCGAAGCAAUCCUAAAACCCUUCGGACGCGAAAAUCAAAAACAGAAACCAAACGGGAUUGUCUACCCAACUCGACGCAUUGACACAAAUUUAGAAGAAAACAAACAAAAAUCUUUCACCAGAUCCAAUGGCCAUAUUAAUACCACUCAAGACAAAAACAACUACAACCUCAAGAAGAAUUUCAGUAAUUCCCACGGGAACUUGACGAGCGCUACCAAAACCAAACCGCAAGAACAAGUCGAUACCAAAUUCACCAAAACGCUCGAUGCUAAAUUGCGGAAGCUCCAGAAAGAGUCGAAGAGUAAGAAUGAUAAUGGCAGGAAGCCGUUUGUUACGACUGUGAAAAAGGGACUGUUUUUGGAACCGCCGCCGGAAAUAGCGACUCUGAUUGGGAUUAAAGUGGAGGAAUCGAAGCAGAAGGAAACGAAGAAGUUGUAUGCGUAUGCGAGCGAGCCGAGGGUGUUGAAUAGAGCGCCGGCGAAGAAUGUUCACAAGGCGAAGUGCGAAGCGGCGGCGAAGGCGGCGGCAUGCGUGGUGGCGAGCGUGGCGGGGAUUCAAACCGAUUUAGAUGUUAACAGUAAUGUCAACAAAAGAGCUUUAGAUGUGCCUUUGCCCUAUUCGAAUCUCAUGUUUGACAGGAGGAUUUGUAGGGGUAGUAAUUUCGCUCCUACAUUAUCCGGACACAUGCCAAAAUGGAAUCCGAAUUUUGCAAACGCUAGACUCCUGUCGCAGGAUAAGGGUGACGGCGAGUCGGCUGCAGCUCGCGCGGCCGAGGCCCGAAGACGUGCCCUUGCUCGAAGAAAAGCCAAAAACCAACAAGUUCGCGCCACCCAAUUGCGACUAGGAUCGCCGCCUCCCGUCCCGGGAAGAAAACACGAACCCGUCCAAACCGAGAUCUACCUCGAGGAGAUCUUCAACAAUCCACCCACGUCGGACAUCUGCACACAAACCGAACUGUUCCUCGAAAGACCCCUUUCGCCGUACUAUGUCCCUGCUAAAGUGGGAAUCGAUGCGGAAACGCAGAUUUAUCCAGGAGAUUUGUUCGAUUUCGAUAUGGAGGUGCAACCGAUUUUGGAAGUUUUGGUUGGGAAGACGGUGGAACAAGCGUUGAUUGAGGUUUUGGAGGAGGAGGAGUUGGCAGCGUUGAGGGAGCAACAGAGGAGGUUCCUGGAGAUAAGAUCUGCGGAGACUGCGGAAGCCCAAAGAUUGGAAGAGAGGGAGAGGAGACUGGCGAAGGAAAAAGACCGGAGAAUUGCGGAGUACGAAGACGGAUAUCGGUUGCAAAAGGAAAUGGAAGAGAGGAUAGCAGCGUCGGUGUUGAUGCAGGGUUACAUUUCAGAUUUGCUUCCGUCGGUUUUAGAAGGAUUAGAAAACGAAGGGUUCCUCAUGGAUAGUAUUAAACAAGAUAUCGACGAGUCUUUCAUGCCUUGGUUGAUGAAAGAAGUCACGCACGAACUGAAGGAUAUAGUUAGCAGUCGAGACGUCCUCACAGACAUCGUUCGAGAAAUCCUCGAAAACCGAGCCGAAAUCUACAAAGCCUUAAACCAAACCCCCCGAUCUCCUCCGAGCGAAGAGGAAGAGGGACCCACCCAUGAAGAUAUCAUUCUCGCCGACCACCUGAAACUGCAAGAAGAAAUAUCGAAGAAGAUCGCCGAAGAACAACCCAAGGAGGACUAAUGGAUUAUGGAACGGGAGGGUGAAGAGUCGCAAUUUUUCAAUUUAUUAGAUGCACGAUUAUACACUUGUUUUAUUUUUAUUGUAUAAAUAUUAUUGUACAUGUUGGAAAUCAAUAAAUCUAUUGUUUAUUUACUAAA
Tribolium madens (black flour beetle) is the source of this 2205-nucleotide messenger RNA. RefSeq names its product radial spoke head protein 3 homolog B (gene Rsph3). Gene Ontology annotation, cellular component: cilium. The coding region runs from base 284 to 2068 and encodes 594 amino acids. The record is from RefSeq and is a predicted model, not a curated record. NCBI's taxonomy places the organism in Eukaryota, Metazoa, Arthropoda, Insecta, Coleoptera, Tenebrionidae. The transcript is spliced from 8 exons.